Messenger RNA from Eucalyptus grandis, 782 nucleotides. RefSeq lists its product as uncharacterized. Bases 50 to 586 code for a protein of 178 amino acids. NCBI's taxonomy places the organism in Eukaryota, Viridiplantae, Streptophyta, Magnoliopsida, Myrtales, Myrtaceae. The transcript has 2 exons. The record is from RefSeq and is a predicted model, not a curated record.
CCAGAACUAGAGUACUUCCCCGCACUCUCUUCUCCGUCUUCCCGAAGCGAUGAUGGCGAAACCAAUCGCUGCUCCUCUCGCUCUCGCCCGCCUACCUUCUCCGCCCCGCCGCCCUCUCGUCCCUCCCCGCUCCGCCGCAUUCCUCGCCUCUUCGCCUCCUCGCCAGGACCGCCCCCUCCCCGAGCCCUCCCGGGGCCACCGCGCGAGGCUCGCCGGCGGCCGCGGCGGCGAGCCUGCUCGGAGUAGCCGCCGCCGCCGGCUGUUGCUGCUGCUGCUUGGCCCUGUCGCUGGCGGGCCCCGCGUCGGCCGCCGCCGAGACGGCCGCGCUCGUCGGUCCUUCCUCCAGCUCGCCGAGCCCGCCAACGCGCUGUCCUUGCCUACCUGGGUCGUCCACGUCUCCAGCGUCGUCGAAUGGAUCACAGCUAUGGCAUUGGUGUGGCAAUAUGGAGAAGUGUCUGGAUACGAGUCCUGGAAAGGUCUUUCCUGGGGUAUGGUGAGUGACUUUGAUACCCUGUGCAGGACUGUCUUUUGCGGUUUGUCUACUGAAAGACACUCUGUUAAUACAAACUUAGACGAAUUUUCAUGAGCCAAGUUCAACUGGUUGCUAAAAGUGUCAUGAGGUGUGGUCCUUAUUGUAGCAACCACACGCUAUACAGAUUUUGUCUCAGGGCUAUGAACACGAGACAAGAAAGGUAUAAAAAAUCCUAUCUAUAUCAAGGAACUUGCUUUUUUUUUCUCAUUUUUGUUAAGCUUGUUCUUUGUAGCUACCAAAAUCUGAUUUA